Molecule: messenger RNA, 1898 nt
Organism: Coregonus clupeaformis (lake whitefish)
Lineage: Eukaryota; Metazoa; Chordata; Actinopteri; Salmoniformes; Salmonidae
Product: amphoterin-induced protein 3-like
Exons: 1
Coding region: 132-734 (200 amino acids)
Cellular component (GO): plasma membrane
Source: RefSeq, a predicted model, not a curated record
ACUUACCUGGUUAAAUAAAGGUGAAAUAAAUAAAUAAAAUAAAACCUGUGUGGAGGGUGGGACACAGCCUCAACCAAAUCACAGAAUUCCCUUUCUUUUCCAUACAGGACCACAGUCAUCCGUUUCUCACCAUGCUGGACCUGUCCUCCAACCGUCUGACCACACUACCCUGGGAGGAUGUGAAGGCACUACCGGGGUCAGUGCAGAAGGGACUGUACCUCCAUAACAACUCACUGGUGUGUGAGUGCUCCAUGUACAGUGUGUUCUGGCCCUGGGAGCAGAGGGACUUUACAGAAGAGAACACCUGUCUGAUCUACGGCGAGCCCCGCGCCUCAGUACGGAUCCUCCAGCACUCCCGCUACUUCCAGAACUGCACGGUGGGGAAGGUGGUCUCACUGCCUGUUGUUGUUCUCAUCUCCAACCUCAUAGUGUAUGAGGGGGAGAGGGUGCAACUGGACUGCCAAACCUCCCUCCGGGGUAAAGAGCUGUCAUACAUGUGGGUCUCACCAAAUCAGGAGCACCUGACCCAGACAAGCUUCAAUGACACCCGCAUCAACGUGUUCCAUAACGGGACCUUGGAGAUACCAGCAGCCAGGGUGAAUGACACGGGAGUCUAUGUGUGUACGACCCGGGACAACAAACACAUGCUGAACGCAACCAGGGAGGUGAAUGACACCGUGGUCAGUGCCAUGCCUGACUCCUUCAACACAGGCUACACCACUUUGCUGGGCUGAGUGGUCUCCCUGGUUGUCAUCCUGUACCUUUACCUGACACCCUGCCGGUGUGGGUGCUGUAAGCAGCCCCCGGCCAUCCCCAUCCCGGCCUACAACCCGGGCACCCUGGCCUCCAUCUUCUCCCCCACACUGAGCAACAAGCACGUAGUGUUCAUGGAGCCCAUGCUGGAGGAUCAGAACGGGGGCCUGAGGGUGGCUCUUGCCACGGAGCAGUCCACACUGCAGUGGGAGUGGGACACCAUUGGACUGACCUAGUUAAACAUUGAGCCCCUGACUGAAAAAUAACAAUGGAAGACUGUAAUUACAUCCUCAUUCCUGUCCUAUUUCUCUGGUGGAAGGCUUCAUCUAACCGGACUAUCCUCGGGAAUAAUCGCUGAGCCAUGAAGAGAGUGAAAGAGAGCUCCCCACAGGACUGUACAAGGGCUCAUACUAAUUAAUGUUCCUCCUAUUUCCUCUCCUCUUUGUCUCAUUGAAGACCAGGUGUUGAGUUUUGCAGGAUUAGACUAUAUAAAAUUGCCCAUGCUAUUGGGGAGGGUUGGAGCAAAGUUGAUUGAAUUCAGCCAACAUUGCAGUGGAACACUAAAAUGUCCGGACUAUGAAGCUAUGGCACUGGAGACGUUCUUAUCUGCUCUCAGUUAAUAACUUCUCCUCUCCUCAGAAACAUGAUCUCCCCUUCUGUGUGGACGCAUUCUGCUCCCUUCACAAAUUUAAAAGCAUUACAUUGGUGUAAGGAUGGGCAGAUUUCAGACAGAUUUCCACUAACAUUAGUUUUUUUCCAAAUUUGUCAACAUUAGUUAAUUUAAUUCAUUUAAAAUUCGUAAAUGGGAGUGUAUGAGUGGACACUUGUGUGUGAAAUGGGUGGGACAGAAUUGGGCAACAGUGAAGAAGAUUCCUAUUGGGAGAUUUAUUUUGGACUUCCACGAAAGCUGUUAGAGCAAUAGUGUGUUUGGAAUUGAAAUGAUUAUAGUGUGAUUACAGGUAGAUGUCGAUGUAUCUAAAGCAAAUGUAAAUGGUUUUAUAUCUAGGGAAAUUAAGUAGAUUACAGCUAGAAGAUAGUUGGAUGAAGUUCAUUAUAUUUUGUUGUAUCAUUAACCUUGUUAAUUCUGUACAGUUAAUGUAACCACUUUGAUAUAAACCAUUUAGGUACUCUAUACAAACUCCUGA